Solanum stenotomum is the source of this 429-nucleotide messenger RNA. RefSeq names its product secreted RxLR effector protein 161-like. NCBI's taxonomy places the organism in Eukaryota, Viridiplantae, Streptophyta, Magnoliopsida, Solanales, Solanaceae. Bases 1 to 429 code for a protein of 142 amino acids. The record is from RefSeq and is a predicted model, not a curated record. The transcript has a single exon.
AUGGUAAAUUUCAAUGUUGCUACUACGCCGAUGAAUAUUAAUGAGAACUUAUGUCAUGAUGAUGGUUCUGAAAUUGCAAAUGCGACUUAUUUUAGAAAUUUGGUUGGUAGUUUGAACUACUUGUCUAAUACAAGACCACACAUUUCUUUUUGUGUUGACAUCAUAUCGGGAUUUCCGCACAAUCCAAGUAAGCUUCACCUUGGAGCUGCAAAAAAACAACUGGGAUAUCUUGCAGGUACGAUAGAUCAUGGAAUUUUGUAUUCUAAGGCAACAAACUUCACAUUAACUGGCUUUAAUGGUAGUGACUACGCAGGCAACAUUGAUGAUAAAAAUAGCACAUCGGUUUUCUUGUAUAAUCUUGAAUCUGGAGCAGUUUCAUGGAGUUCAAAGAAGAAGGGAAAUGGUAGCUUUAUAAACUUCAGAGGCUGA